GGUAGACGCAGCGGUUGCGCACGGGAACUGGUUGUCGCUGUGGCCGCGUGGAGUUGUGGGGGUUGUGUCUGCCCCUCGGCUGCAUUGCGGGAAGCCGAAGGUCCCUGAGCAUGAUUCCUCAGAGCCUCUCUCCAUUUCGGAUCGCUCCCUUUGGAAUGCUCCUUGGGCUGUUGAUGGCCUUCUGUUUCACCUUCUGCCUCAGUCGUCAGAACCCAAAUGAGUUUGCGCUGACCAACCUAGAGAAGAGCAGUACCAAAGAGCCAGAGAAAAAGGAAGCCAAAGCGGAGGAGGAGAUGGAUGCCAAAGACCUGGAGGUGUUUCAGCCAACUCAUGAGUGGCAGGCCCUUCGACCAGGUCAGGCCGUUCCUGCAGGAUCGCAUGUGAGACUGAAUCUUCAGACUGGGGCAAGAGAGGUGAAACUCCAGUAUGAAGACAAGUUCCAAAGUAAUUUGAAAAGGUUGAAAAAAGGCAAAAGGCUGGAUAUCAACACCAAUACCUACACGUCUCAGGACCUCAAGAGCGCACUGGCCAAAUUCAAAGAGGGAGCACAAACAGAGAGUUCAAAGGAAGAUGAGGCAAGGCAGGCUGAGGUAAAGCAGCUCUUCCGCCCAAUUGAGGAGCUGAAGAAGGAGUUUGAUGAGCUGAAUGUUUUCAUUGAGACUGACAUGCAGAUUAUGGUGCGGCUGAUCAACAAGUUCAACAGUUCCAGCUCCAGCCUAGAAGAGAAGAUUGCUGCGCUCUUUGAUCUUGAGUAUUAUGUCCAUCAGAUGGAUAAUGCACAGGACCUGCUGUCUUUCGGUGGCCUUCAAGUGGUAAUCAAUGGACUGAACAGCACAGAGCCCCUUGUGAAGGAGUAUGCUGCAUUUGUGCUGGGGGCUGCCUUUUCCAGCAACCCGAAGGUCCAGGUGGAGGCCAUUGAAGGGGGAGCCCUGCAGAAGCUACUGGUCAUUCUGGCCACAGAGCAGCCCCCCACUGCUAAGAAAAAGGUCUUGUUUGCACUGUGCUCCCUGCUACGCCACUUCCCCUAUGCCCAGCAGCAGUUCCUGAAGCUUGGAGGCCUGCAGGUGCUUAAGGGCCUGGUGCAAGAGAAGAAUAUGGAGGUGCUGGCUGUGCGCGUGGUUACCCUGCUGUACGACCUGGUCACUGAGAAGAUGUUCGCUGAGGAGGAGGCCGAGCUGACCCAGGAUGUGUCCCCAGAGAAGCUGCAGCAGUACCGCCAGGUGCAUCUCCUGCCCGGCCUGCGGGAACAGGGCUGGUGCGAGAUCACAGCCCACCUCCUGGCACUGCCUGAACAUGACGCCCGCGAGAAGGUGCUGCAAACACUGGGUGCCCUCCUGGCCACCUGCCGGGACCACUACCGCCAGGAUCCGCAGCUCAGCAGGACGCUGGCCAGCCUGCAGGCUGAGUACCAGGCGCUGGCCACCCUGGAGCUUCAGGAAGGCGAGGAUGAGGGCUACUUCCGGGAGCUGCUGGGCUCCAUCGACAGCUUACUGAGGGAGCUGAGAUGACGCUGUCGCCCUGAUGCCAGGACUGGACUAGGAUGCUGUGAGUGAGGCCAGGGAGCACUGGCUCAGGUGGGCUUCUCAGAAGGCAUUAGGCCGGAGGGAAGAUUUCCCUUGUGGGGUGAGUUUCAUCUGGGCAGGCCUGGCUUGGCUAUUAAAUAAGACAUGAAGGCUGUGGUCUGUCUCCAUGUCUGUGUACACUGGGCUCAGUCCUAUGGCUGGGGGCUGUGCCUGGGCAGCCCCAAGGGUAGUUGGUGGGGUCACUGGGUAAUAGGCCACUGGUGAUCCUGAAUGAUCAGUCCCAGGUGUCCAGGGGCAGGGUCUGGGCUCUUUACCAUGCAGUAGUUCUGUGACCUUGGGAAGUCACUUAACCUCUCUGGGUUUAAUUCUUCAUCUGCCAGAAGAGAAAGCCCUUAAAUGAGAGACAAUUUGCAUAAAGCAUUAUAGCAGUGGCAACACCCAUGCUUGUCCCUUCCCCACCCAGUUUGAGAAAAGGUUGGAGAAUCACCUCACUGCUCCCUCUGCCCAUGCUCAAGAAACCUUUUCAAGACCACAGGCACUGCCAAAGCCCAGGAGCAGUUCCCCACUGGUGCUCGGCUGGGAUGCUGUCAGGGUGCUGCAGGGGCCUGGUUGAACUCCGGAGGACCCUGGCUGUGGGUCUUACUCUGGGAGCAGAGUGAUGAGGCUGCGGCCAGCAGUGGAGUGUGGGUGAGCUGGGCCUUUCCUGCCUGUGUCUAGGAAGGAGGCUAAAGAGGCAGCCUCUGGGCUGGGGCAGCCAAGCCUGGCAGUCCCAGCCCCCAGCCCAGGGAGGCUGAGUGCCAGGCCAGGAGCCUGCUGCAAGUUGCCAUGGCAACCCUCAGCUCUGGGCUUUCCUGAUUUGGAUUCUGGUGCAUUUGUUUUUCAGCCCUUCCCUGUGCACCAGAGGCUCCCUCCUGCUAGCUCAGGCAGCCCCUCCCACCUCCAGGAGUCCAAGUCUGGAAGGCCAAUUUGGGGCAGGCCUCUCCUCUCUCUGGCUCCAGGCUUAGUUUGUAGACAUCUCCGCUUUGCAGGGCUGAGGGGAUGUUGAGGCCCAGAGAAGCAUGGGGGUACGUGGGUGGGCUCCUUCCUUGCAGUCCCCUUCCUGGCUCUUCUCAACCCCUCUUCUGCUCACUUCACACCAAGAUGCCCAGGAAGCAUGUGACAAGAGCUGUGGCCUGCGCAGAGCCCCUCCCAGGCCUGUGGGAAGCGGAACCCCAGGCACUGUGGAGCAGCACUUUCCCAGGGUGGGACACUGUCUGUGUCAGCCGUUAGAGCCACUUGGGAGCGGAGUUGGCAGAGGAGAGAACGGUGCCCAAGGGAGGCUCAGGGAUUCGCCUGGGUCACACAGCUUGAGUGCCAGCUGGGACAGUGGGCUUGUGUGAGACCAGAAGGAGUCACGGCUCCUUUGUCAGGCAGUGGGAGGAGGCAGGCGUCCUGGCCGAGCUGCUGUGUCCAUGCAGAGCAGUAUUCAGAAAUGCCAUUCUGGGCUGGCCACAGCCAGCAGCAGGAGGCAGGCUCCUCAGGGUUUGGGGGGAUGAGGCUGUCCUUGCAGAGAUGAGCAAUGAGUUGUGGAGCAGAUGCAGGCCUGGGACAGACCUGGCGAAAAUGUACGGUGCUCUGGGGAGAUUGUGCAAGGGCCCUUGGGAUGACAGUGGGCAUGGCUGGGGUGGGACAUCCCCAAGUCCUCAUGGCCUCUCUAACCACCAGGUGCCAAUUCAGGGUAUGGAAAGGGUUGUGCCCAAAGGACCGUUGCCAGCAGAGACCUGACCAAGUUCCCAGUGUCCUCAGACAACAGCACACACAGCCAAGGGAGACUUGGGGCUGUGAACCCCUCAGAGACCAUUGGGGCAAGGGGAAGAGCACCUGGGGCUGCGGUGAGGAGGCAGGAGAAGAGCUGCAGCCAAGUGCAGACAGAUUCGUCCUCCUUCCCAGAUGGCACUGGGGAGAAGGAACCUGUUUGGCCCAGUUGGUGUUUGUCCUGGGUCCUUCAAGGAGCAGGCAGCAGCAGACCUGGAACUCUGCUCAGUCACCGCCCAGUUCCUUGACUACUGGCUGCAGGUCUGAGGAUCCUCUUCUCUGCCUUCCCUUUGGGCAUGUCCUAGGGACCCUGGAUCACAGCCACAAAGUGCAUAAUAAAGGAGUGUCUUUGUGCAUCUUCUGGCCGCCCAUGGCUGCACACAGAGGAGGACCCACACCCAAGCCAUGCUCCCCAUUGGCACCAGAGUCCUGAGGAGAACGCGCCGGCGCUGGGAAGGAUAAGUAGGCAUGGGGGAGGGGUGUGGAAGUGUGGAAACCUAGGCAGGUGCACCAGGGAGGAAGAAGCGGCCACCUACAAUUGGAACCUAAGGGUGUUAAGAGGCACUGGGUCUGAAGUCAAACGGGUGAGGGGCGCUCAAGGGGCACAGUUACACCGACACUUUCUGGCUGUACAGACGAGAUGGAGAUCAAGGGCUCCUUCUCAUGUCCCUCAGUGGAUAGGCGACGCUGGCCUCGGUAGAAAGGGGAUGGGAUCACAGCUGCAGAAUGGCUUUUGGGGGCCAUGGGGGGGGAGCCCUGCAGGGUGGUAAGGAGAGCAGCAUGACAAGCUGAGGGGUGCCACGGGGACCUGGGACAAUUAAUCUCUGCCCCCCCCAAACUAAAGGGGUCAGAGCAGGACAGAGGCAGAGGUCCUCCAUGGAUGGGGGCGGGGAGCCAGCGCCUCCUGAGAGCUGGCUCAGCCACGGAGUUGCACCCCUCACUGUUGGCCCAGGCUGUGCCCAUGAGAACAGAGGAGUUGCAGGAUUUCUGGGCGGCACCUGAGCCUCAGCUGGGGCUCCACAAGCCCUCUAGUGCCUCCCCGAUUGCCAGCUCCUUGCCCUCCAGUACCUUUGAGUGGGCUUAAUCAGUUCAUGGUUUGAGACUUUCAAUGACGUUGUCAAGCACAAGCUGCACCUUUGCUAGACACCGGAGGCAAACAGGACACAUGCUCGCUGUUCCCUGAAGAAAACGUGCUUCCUGGUGAGGCCACGCUGACACCAGAGGUUGGGGCAGUGGGGCAGGGAGCCAGACAGAGGCCCAGGGGCGGCCCGGCAUUCUUCAUCGUGGUAAAUGGGGGGGGUGACUUUAAGUGAUCGUGAAUAUUUACCCAAAUGCUAUUUUAAUAUGUAUUAGGAGAAUGUGCUUAGCACCUCAAACAACUUAAAAGAUACUGCUUCAGAGAAAGCUAUCCUAAAAGACGUGAGCCAGGCAUAGGGGUGCACAUCUGUAGUUCCAGUUGCCCAGGAGGCUGAGACGGGUUGGAGCCCUGAAGUUUGAAGUCAGCCUGGACAAUGAGGCAAGACUUCCAUUAAGAUAAGGAUGAAGAUACAGCAAAGGUAAUGCCUGAGGAAGAGACAGGCUGUGACGGGCCUCCUGGGAAGCACAGGCACCUUGGGAAACCCUUCAGAGCGCCACAUGGGUACAGAUGAUAGGGCCUCGUGUUGGAGAGAAAUGGCCAGCAGCCAGCCAGAGGGCUUUUUAGAGGUGAGACCUGGUCAGACACGUGUCUCCAGGGCCAAGGAUGAAGGCUGGUGGGACCUUGACAGAAAUCCCUAGGAGCUGCAGGGCCUUGGCCUCUGCUAUAGGGAAGUGGGGCUUAGCCCAGGGGCUGGUGGGGUGUGGUGACAUCAGGUGAAACAGCUGAGGACAGUGUGGAUCCAGUGCUUAGGCGGAGUAUGACAAAGGGCAGCAAAAGCUGUGCGAAUGUCCCACAGCUGGCAAGGGUUUAGAAAGGCCGGGAGGCCACUGGGGAUGGUGGGCAGCUGAGGAGCAUGAAGCCACGAUUUCUCGUGCCCCUGAGCAGGCGUCCUGGGCCAUGGAUUCUGCAGUGAGCAGAAUAAAGCUGCUUGCUUGCUGCUUGCCUACACACUCGAGACGCAUGGAAGGCAGAGGACAGCGGUAUGAACGGGCAGCAGCAGAGGAACUUGACAGUGGAGACACUAGUAGAUGUUCAAGAAAGCACUAGGAUUUUGCUGCAGAAAUACAUUCCACACAGGGCAGCCAUGAAGGCCCAGGUCAACGUGAGACAUGCUUAGCAUGCUUAAGGGAGGACGGGACAGGGGCAGAAGCAGAGUGACAAAGAGCAGUGAGAGUCAAGAUGUCAGAGCCACCUAGCUGAGCUGCUCACAGCUUCUCAGCCUGCAGGAAGUCCCGAGGUGAUAGAUUAUCAGACGCUGACUGACUUGGAGCAGUUUGUCCUCACUGAUGGCUUAGGCCAGGUGAUAAGUAGUGAGUUAAUCUUCAUUUUUUGGUACCUGGACAUAGAAGUGAGGGGCCUGAUAGUAUGAGCCGGCAGUGAGUGGGGAUAACAGCAGGGCGAAGGGCUGUGCGCGUGGUGGAGGAGAGCGGCAGAGCCCACUCGGGGUGCCUCCAGCCAGAGAUCGUGUGGGCACCCAAGUGGAAAGUGCAGGAUGCGGCUGGGCGUACCAGCUGGCUUCCUGGGACAACCUGGCUGAGCCAGAAGAGAAUGGAACAGAAUGAGUCAGUGUGCCGCUCCGGGGUUUUGAUGCAGGUUGGGACAUUCGACAGGCCCAGGGGCACAGUCCUCCCUCUGGGCUGGCAUGUGCCUGUGAGGCCCUGCAGGAAUUGUGGCGAUGUAGCUCUUCAUAAGAAAAGGCAAAGACGACUCUGGACUCUGACCUGGCUUCAGAGUGGACUUUAUUGAGAAAAGUUAGUGUAAAAAACAUUGAAAUACAUAAAAUUUAAAUAAGACAGCAAAAUUAUACCUUGUAGCUAUAGUAAUCACAAAUAAGAUAAAGUCUAAAUUAUUGCCUAAGCAAAAGCUACUGUCAGGCUUCAGCUGCAAGCCCAAGGCAGGAAACAUUACACUCAUUAGAGAGCCCAGUGAUGGAAUUUGCAUUUGGAGCUGGAAGAAAGGGGGAAGAAAGCAAGUUCUGACUAUGGCAGGACAACAGCCUAACCCAAGAAAAGCAACUUUAUUAAUGUCCUGCAGCGGAGUACAUUAGUAAUUGUAGCCAUGCGUUACAGCUCUCAUUUCAUUUCAUACAGAGUAAUCAGUUUUCUUCAGGGUACAUUAUGUUAGGUUUCACGUGGUUUAGCCCUUGGAAGGCUGACCUCUCCGCCCCACUCCUUUUCCAAAGACUAUCUCCUAAGAUGCCCAGAUCACCUUUGGUCAUUCAGCACCUCACUGCGGCCCCUGGGCUGGAGGGGGCCACUCGCUCCUGAGCAACCCAGCAAGCCCCACAGGGGCAAGAGUGCUACUGACAAGUGAAUGUGAGAUUCUCUUUGGUUAUGGAACUUUUAUAAAAAAUAUAGCUAGAAAUAUUCUUUGAACUCUACAAGCAUUUUGUGACCAACUUACAAGUAUGUAAUUAACGUCCUUGCAGAAUUUACCACCUGGCUGGGUUCAGAUCUGCCGCUUCCUCUACGGGAGCUAACGUUAGUGUUAGGUUCUCUACUUAGCAAACGCAUUGGGUGCAG
This is a messenger RNA of Fukomys damarensis (Damara mole-rat), 6977 nucleotides long. RefSeq names its product SIL1 nucleotide exchange factor (gene Sil1). The transcript is spliced from 11 exons. The record is from RefSeq and is a predicted model, not a curated record. Lineage: Eukaryota; Metazoa; Chordata; Mammalia; Rodentia; Bathyergidae. The coding region runs from base 111 to 1508 and encodes 465 amino acids.